Volvox carteri f. nagariensis is the source of this 1500-nucleotide messenger RNA. RefSeq lists its product as uncharacterized. The transcript is spliced from 10 exons. Lineage: Eukaryota; Viridiplantae; Chlorophyta; Chlorophyceae; Chlamydomonadales; Volvocaceae. Gene Ontology annotation, cellular component: membrane. Bases 1 to 1500 code for a protein of 499 amino acids. The record is from RefSeq and is a predicted model, not a curated record.
AUGCUAACCGGGCGCCGUAAACUCAACAUUCGCAGCGCUUCCGUGCGUACUCUGGGGCCCUUCGCCGCGGCCUCUAAUACCUAUUUCCCCCUUUUCGUACACACGUGUUCUAUGGCCGCAGUCUAUUUCGUGCAAGGCAUUCUGGGACUGUCUCGCUUGGCUGUGUCAUACUUUUUCAAGGACGAGCUGCACAUCGAGCCAGCAGAGGUUGCGGUGCUGACUGGGUUGUCCAGCAUCCCCUGGAUGAUCAAGCCGCUCUACGGGUUCAUUUCGGACUCGAUACCGCUGUUCGGGUACCGUCGCCGUUCAUAUCUUGUUCUGUGCGGUCUGAUGGGCACCCUGGCAUGGAGCAUUCUGGCAUACGGCGUGCAUGACGCGCGGGGCGCCGUGGCGUGUAUGUUGCUGGCGUCCCUCGGCACGGCAGCCAGUGACGUGGUGGUGGACUCGAUUGUGGUGGAGCGUACACGGGGGCAUCACCAGUCCGUCGCGGGGUCGCUUCAGUCGUUGUGCUGGGCGUCAGCCGCCGUCGGUGGCAUCACCUCCGCCUACUUCAGCGGUUCGUUUGUCCAGGACUAUGGCACCCGCUUCGUGUUCGGGCUCACUGCGUUCUUCCCCCUGGUGGUGUCGGCUUCGUCCAUACUGAUCAACGAGAAACCCGUGGGCACGGAGAUGGCCGUGGCCGUCCCCACCACGAUUACUGCGCGGCUGUGGACACAAAGCGUCGCCCUAUGGAACGCCGUCCGGCGGAGAGACAUCCUCCUGCCCGCUACAUUCGUCUUUCUGUGGCAGGCGACCCCCUCCGCCGAAUCGGCCAUGUUCUACUACCAGACCAACGUACUGGGCUUUACUCCCGAGUUCCUGGGCCGGGUGCGGCUGGGGGGUUCAAUCGCCUCCUUGGCCGGUGUGGCAAUUUUCAACACCUGGCUCAAGAAUGUACCGCUGCGGCGCAUGCUGUGGUGGGUGAUGGUUGUGGGCACGGUGCUGAGCAGCAGCCAGCUCAUCCUCAUCUCGGGACUACACCGCCAGUGGGGCCUGUCCGAUCAGAUCUUCGUGCUGGGGGACUCGAUGGUGCUCACGGUGCUGGGCCAGAUAUCCUUCAUGCCCAUCCUGGUGCUGGCGGCAAGGAUGUGCCCGCAGGGUGUGGAGGCAACGCUUUUCGCGACGUUGAUGUCGGUACUCAACUGCGGAUCCAUUACAGGAGGGGCGCUGGGCGCGGGCCUCACCAAGCUCUACGGCGUCACCUCAGAGGACUACAGCAACCUCUUUAAACUGGUGGCCACAUGCGUAGCUCUGACCAUGGCACCCGCGCCCUUCCUGUCCCUGCUGCCUAGCGAGCUGGAUGCGGAGAAGCCGAGUACCGAGGACGACGGGACACAAGAAGGCGGGGACAAGGCGCCGGGUCUGAAGAACGCGCGUGCCGCUGGUGGGCAGGCAACGCAGGUGACGGGAGGCCAGUCAGACUGCGAUACGGAGGAGGAAGGGGCGUCGAAGAGCGCAUAA